This is a messenger RNA of Physella acuta, 5997 nucleotides long. RefSeq names its product hexokinase type 2. Gene Ontology annotation, molecular function: fructokinase activity; ATP binding; D-glucose binding. Gene Ontology annotation, biological process: carbohydrate phosphorylation; glucose metabolic process; glycolytic process. Gene Ontology annotation, cellular component: mitochondrion; cytosol. Lineage: Eukaryota; Metazoa; Mollusca; Gastropoda; Physidae. The record is from RefSeq and is a predicted model, not a curated record.
UGAGCUCUGGAUCAACUUGUGUACAAGGCGAAGCGUGUUGUCGGUCUCAUUCUUAAACGCUUGUUAUCGCAAGUGGUUCUCUCUAGUGGGGAUACAAUUCUGUUUGGACUAGUUCUUUAUUUCACUUCUGCUGCCUCAGUGACUUUACAUACAGAACUUUAAACAUGCCGGCCACGACUGAGCAACUUACUAAAUAUGAAAAGAUCGAAGCAUUUGUAAAGGGGUUCAAGCUGUCGGGUGCAGCCUACAAGCGUGUCAUGACACUCUUGCACCAAGAGAUGAACAAUGGGCUCAAGAAACAGUCACACACAGUCGCAGACAUCAAGAUGUUUCCUACCUAUGUCAGGUCAUUACCAGACGGCUCAGAAAAGGGAGAGUUCCUUGCAUUGGAUCUUGGUGGCACCAACUUCAGAGUUUUGCUAGUCAGACUUCAAGGUCAUGACAUAGAUAUUCAGAGCAAAACGUACCUGAUCCCACAGAGGAUUAUGCUUGGUACAGGAACCCAGCUGUUUGACCACAUAGCCGACUGCAUUGGAAAAUUCGUCACAGAACACGAUCUAACGAACCACUCCCUGCCCCUGGGCUUCACCUUCUCCUUCCCCUGCCAGCAGGAGGGUCUGGCUAAAGCCAGGCUGUCCAAAUGGACAAAAGGUUUCCGUUGUGAGGGCGUCGUGGGCGAGGACAUUUGCCAGUUACUGCAGGAGGCUCUCAAGAGAAGAACUAACUGCAAGGUGGAGAUAGUUGCAGUGGUCAAUGACGCCGUGGGGACGCUGAUGUCUGCUGCCCAUGUUGACCGGAACUGUGAGAUCGGGCUCAUCCUUGGCACCGGCUGCAACGCCUGCUACAUGGAGUACCUGGACAACGUCGGCACCUGGAAGCACGCAGACGACCAUCAUCCUAAGCAGGUAAUCAUCAACACGGAAUGGGGAGCUUUUGGAGACAAUGGAUGCUUAGACUUUAUGAGGACAGAAUACGACAGAGAACUCGACACAUUCUCUAUCAACCCUGGCAAGCAAGUGAUGGAGAAAAUGAUCUCUGGCAUGUACAUGGGGGAGAUAGUCAGACUUGUGCUGGAGAGACUGGCACAUGAAGGUCUUCUCUUUAGGAGCGUGGACAGGGACUGCUCUCUGUUUGAGAGGGGACGCUUCUAUACUAAAUAUGUUUCUGAAAUUGAAAGUGAUACAGAUGAAUUUUUCCGUCACACAAAGCAAGUCCUAGAUGAACUGAAUGUGGAGAGUUACACAACAGAAGACUGUAAGAUCGUGAAAUAUGUGUGCACCCUGAUAUCUGCUCGCGCUGCAUUCUUGGCAGCAGCUGGUCUCGCCACCUUGAUAAAUCGUCUGAACAAACAGGACAUGACAAUCGCUGUAGAUGGCUCCUUAUACAGAUUCCACCCACGAUUUCAUAACCUCAUGUGCCUGAAGAUUAAAGAGUUGGUCAAGCCAGGCCUAAAAUUCAAGCUGAGUUUAUCACAUGAUGGCAGUGGAAAAGGUGCCGCGCUGACAGCUGCUGUGUCACUAAGACUUCGUCACAUGAAACUUGAUGGGCCUUCAGAAGAAGGCGCCACGUCUUUUCCAUGUGAGAUGGUGAAAGUCCAGGCGUAAAGAUAGUCACUUCAGUCUCAGCUUGGAGAGGGUGGGGUCGGGGAGGGGAGGGACAUCAGCUGUGUGGUGCUGCAGAAUUGGCUGUGUUAGCUGGUAUAUGCUUAAUGUGAACUGGUGUUUAAAAAAAUGGCUUCUGUAUGACUGCAAGUGUGAUACGAUUAUGAGAAAUUAUUGGUCAUUGGCUAAAUCUGAAAGAGUUCAAAUGUUAACUUAUGGCCAGUUUUACAUAAUUAUUGACAGAAAACUUCUUUUUCUAGCCUCACAUAUUAAAAACACAAUAAAAAGGAGCUUUUUAAGCGAAAAAAACGUAAACAUUUCAUUUAAAAACGUCAACAAAUUUAUUGGUCUUUCUGUCUUCCUUUCCACCCACCUCUAUUUUAAAGCCUGGUAACUUUAAUCCCUUUAGAUACAUGCAGUAAUGAAUGAAUGAAGCUAUACCAGCUACAGUGUUGAUGUACAAAGACUAAACUGACAAUUGUUACCCUUAAUCAAUGCAUUUGUUGUGACAAUAGGCAUGGUGAAAACAGAGGGAUGUCACCAUCUUUACCUUUAUUCCUAUGUGAUUCGUGCUAUAGUUGCCUAUAACAGAUUUUUUUUUUGCAUAAUGCCAAAGAAGUAUUUUUAAAAUAACUAAAAUAUCUAUGUUGUCUGGUUUUUAAAAAUAUCCUAGUGUCAAUCUUACAUUUUAAUAUUUUUAAUAAUGUAAUUUAAGUUUUAUUUUUCCGACAUGUUAGAAUUAAUUUUCAUAUCCCCAUUAUUUGAAAAGUUUUUCUUAAAAGAAAGAUUUUGUUCUAAUAUUUUCUUUAUAUAAUUAAAAGCCUAAAAAAUAUAAAUAACCAUAGAAACAUAUUCUAAAUAAAGCAUUUAACCCAGUAAAUUAUAGCCAAUUUAUUUCUAUACUUUCUUAAGAACUGCUUGCUUGUACAAUGCAUUUUUUAGGGAAGUGGAGAAAAAAAUUAAUGUAAAAAAUGUAAUGCAAUGUACAUUUCUCAGUAUUAGUUAAAUUGUUGUGACUGGAUUGAACUACGCUUAUUAACUUAAUUCUUUUAGAAAUAAGAUGUAGAUUACUAAACAAAAUCAAUAAAAAAAAUAUUCUCAUUUUAUUCCUGCAUAGUAACUAACAUGGUAGCAAAUAUUACAUUGUAGAGAAAAAUCCUAAAGAGACUUUACUCUUAUUUUAAAAGAAGCCUAAAUUUGUGUACAUUUGCUAAUAUAAUAUGGAGAUGACUGUGAUUUAAAAUGUUUUUUAUGUGGCGAUACAAUGUAUAUAAUUUAACUUAUAUGCAUUGUACAAAUCUUUGGCAUUGUUAAAAAUGUUUAAUUUAAGCAACUGCUAAUUGAUUUACUUUAAAAUGUUAUUUUAAAUGCCUUCUAUUUAUUUAAGGAAAAAUUGAUAAUCCACUUAACAGAAUUAAAUUUUUUUUUUAAAUUAAAAAUUUCAUGGAAGCAGUGUUUAUUUUGUUACAGUGUAACAUAAUAAAUCUUUUUUAAUGACUUUGUAUCCUUAAGGUUUGAAAUUGUUUUCCUGCAAAUCUAAAACAAAAUUGCUCAAACUUGGCUGUUACGAUAAUGUUUUUUUAAAUAUAUUUGGAAUGUAAAGGAAAAAUGUUUGAAACUUAUGUAAUUUUCUUUGGACAAAAAUCAUUUCAGUAUGUUGACUCUGUCCCAUGUCUAUGUGACCAGAGAAAGGGAUGGUGUAUACAUAAUGUUCAACUUAGCUUAUAACUUUGCGAUUUGUUUAGCGUAAUGUACUAAACUAAUGUUCUACUAUGUUUAAUGUGGAAUGACUACAUUUUAAUAAUUUAACCCCGUAUAUUGUUUACUGUUUGAAUAAAGAUAUUUAUUUAUAUUAUGUCAAGAUUUUUAAAAUGUGUAUACUAAAAAUUUAGAUGUAGAUCUAUCAGCAGUUGAGUGCAUUUAGAUUGUUACUAAACAUUAAAAAAUUUAAUAACUUAUUGAAGCUAAUUAUUUUGUGAAUUGUAUAAUUGUAAGACAUUUAAUAUAAAUAAUAGAUGAUGCUUUGAAGAAAAAAAAAUAUAACAUGCAGUAUCAACAUCAGAUAUUCAAAUUACCACUCGGAGAUUAGUUUUAUAUCAGAUAUUGUUUUUUAACUGCUAUUCACCCUAAAGAUUAUUUUUUUUUGGUAACAUUUUUUUUUAAACUUUUGGGAAUAAUUUUGAUUUUCAAAUUUUGAAUCUCAAUUAUCUAAAUGGUUUAUUAGCACUUUUUUUAUCAUUUGUAUUUUUCAUCUGUUAGAGAGAUAUCUUUUAAACUGAUGUAAUUAUCAGUCAUAAAGCACAUCUAAACAUCUAAAAUAUAAAAAAAAAAAUAUCUACGUGUACAUACUGCUCAAUAGCAUUAUUCUGGGAAAAAAUUUGCUUAAUGUUAAUUUGGCUAAACAUUAUGGCGUAAUCUCAUAAAAAUAUAACACCUAUUAAAAUGUACCUUCAUUUAAAAAUCAUUAAAAAAAAAUGUUUCUUGCAUAAAUAAUCAGUCAGAAUAGCACCAGUAACUAUCUUUUGCUUACCCAAUGUUUCUCCCUUUUGUCCUGAUCUGUGUCCUUAAUUGUAACCGUGGAUACAAUACCAUAGAGACACUUUACAGACAGCUAAGUGGAGACAUUACUGUUCAUUUCUAUGUGUGUACAGAAUAUAACAUGGUAACACUCUGUUUGAAAACUACUAACGUUUUAAUUUUCUCUAUAGAAAUCAAGAAAAAUGUUUAUUUUGCCCUCAUUGACAGCUAUUAGUUGUAAUGAUGUUUAUCGCUUGCCUACAUAUGCUUUUCAGUUAUGCUUUUUUUGUAGGUCCUGAUUAAUAAUAUCGUUUCACUUCUUUCUUGUAGAAAUAUACUAUCUAACAUAAAAAUUCCUUGAAUUUAAAUACUUUUCCAUUUUUUUUAUAUUUCAUUUUUUUGCAUGACAUAUAUUAAAAUGUUUGUACUGUGGGUGGUUAAUUAAAUUUAGAUAAUCAACAAUUACCAGCAUUUGAACAGUUUUCUUUCUUUAGAAUAAAGUAGAUUUAAACAAAACUGGUUGAAACUAGAGAAAACUUGGUUUUUUAUUUAAUUUUAAAAAAUGGGACUAAUAUAACAGUGGCCAGCAGUGAUAUUACAAAUGGUCCUUUCAUUAAAGGCCUUUUAAAGCAACCUUCCCGUAUAGCUAUAGCAUAAACAGUAAUUAAAUAAUUAAUGCAUUAAAAGACAUAGGGUUAAAUUUACGUGUAGACUGAAAGUAAAGUAACAAAAUCUAAGGUCUUGAAUGGACCUUGUCAGCCUCCCAUCAUCUGUCACUACACAUCAACAAUAUAGUUUUGAUACUUUGUCAUAUCUCUUGUCUUCAUAAAGAACUAUCUGAAUGACUGAGGUAGAAUGGUGCACCAUAACUGACAAAUACUCUGUACUCUAGAAACAGUUUUAUUCUUACGUGUUUCAGAUACAAUAUGAGUCUAUUUGUUUUUAUUUGUUUUUAAUUGGCAAUAAAAAAAAGUACUGCAAAAAUGCUUACAAAUUAAAAGAGAGAGAUUAGUUGGCUUUUGUGAUAAAUAAAAUCUGGAACCCGUGAUGAAAUAUUUUAUUUUUGAUUUUUCAGCUUUCAAUUUGGAUUUUUUAAAAACAUAAACUAUGUAUACAAAAUGUUGAAUGUUUUACAGUGUGUUCUUAUUAAACAGAAGAUUUUUAUUACAUUAGUAAACAACUAGCAUUUUAUUUAAAACACAGCUGAAAUAUUUGAUCAAGGAGAUUAUGAUUACAUUUGAUUUAAAGAUGAAUCAAAAAUGUGCUUUUAGCUGUUUCUUCUGUUACUUUGUUUUAAGUAUGCUUUUUAAAACUGUGUUUGAAACUGAAAGCUUGUUGAUUCAUAAAUUGUUUACAGAAAAAAAAUACUGUGAUUCUUGUUUUUAACUUUUUUUUUCAUGUUUAAUGCAAUAUUUUAACACCUAAUAAAAGGUAAAAUAUGAUUACUUAAAAUGUAAUUACUAUUUCACCUUAUUGUUUAGUUAGUUUCAUGUGUUAAGUCACUUUAAUUUGUUUCCUAGAUCUAGAUAAUUAAUAAUUUUUUUUUGGGAUUCAAGUCAUCCGCUGGUUUGUUUUUCUUACUCCACUUAAGAGAUUCUGAACCAUACCUAUAUACUAUAUAAUAAAAAGAGAAAAAAAUAAGUUUCCCAGUAACACUAUUGAUAUGCUACCUCUUUAUUUAUUUUAAUUUUAUAUUUUGUUCUACUCCUAGUUUUCCCAUAACAACUAAACACUACAAAAGCAAUCUUAUUUAUAUGAAUUGUUUUAUGUGGGUUUUAUUCUUUGCUAUCAAGUGAGAGUUAUCUACCGCUAGUGUUACAUGGCUCUGUUUAACUUGAGUGUAAUUCGUUUAUUUGAAUAAAAAGUGUCUAUUCAUCCG